Molecule: messenger RNA, 5098 nt
Organism: Cuculus canorus (common cuckoo)
Lineage: Eukaryota; Metazoa; Chordata; Aves; Cuculiformes; Cuculidae
Gene: BORA
Product: BORA aurora kinase A activator
Exons: 11
Coding region: 461-2263 (600 amino acids)
Biological process (GO): regulation of mitotic nuclear division; regulation of mitotic spindle organization; activation of protein kinase activity
Cellular component (GO): cytoplasm; nucleus
Molecular function (GO): protein kinase binding
Source: RefSeq, a predicted model, not a curated record
GGUUCUCCCGCCGGAGUGAGGCGGGAUGUUUCAGAGGGGAUUUUUGCCCCUGGUCUCAUGGGGUUGGCUGCCUACAUUCUGCAGCAAUAUGUUUGUCUUUGCCAACGUUUUGUUUCUUAUGGUAGUUUUCUUUAGUUGUUUUUUUCCUUUUGUUUUUCUGGUUGUUCUUAUUUGUUGUAAAUCACCUUUUCACUUUUGUUUCUUUUCUUAGUUUUCAUAGGUUCUCCUUAUUUCAAUUGUUCCUCUUACGAGCUUUAUUUAUCAGCUUCUCAUGUCAGCAAGUACAAGCCAAAACUAACUUCAUUUUUGUUUGUCUUUUAAAUGGUUUUGGCUUCUUAGAAGUGACUGAUUAUCUUCUGAAACCGUCCAGGUGACACCCAAAAGUCAAAAUUAUAAUUUCCUUUUUUUUACCCCUGUCCAUUUAUUCCUCUUCUCUCUUUUCUAGGUGUAGUUUAGUAUUAUGGGUGAUACAAGAGAAGCUAAAAUGCAGAUAACACCAGAAAGUCCAGGACAAGUCACAUUCCUGAAUCCUUUUGAAAGCCCCAGCGAUUAUUACACUCUUCAGGAGCAGAUUGUCUCCAGUCCUUUGGUGUUUAAAUCAACAAAAUCCUCAUCUACACCAGGAAAAUUUAGAUGGUCUAUUGAGCAGCUUGCUCUAAUAAAUCCUGUGGAAAUUGACUCGGAAGAUGUUCGACGUCAAGCGAUGCAUUUGAGUCAUGCUAGAAUUGAUAAGGAGACAGAAGACAGAAGGCAAAAAGCCAUUGAGGAGUUUUUUACAAAAAGACUCAUAGUUCCAUCUCCCUGGACUGAGCAUGAAGGCAAGCAAGUUUCUCAGUUUAAUUCAACUAGAACCAUAGAUCUAAAUAGUAUUUCUCCAAUUGGAAGACAGCUAACUUUGCAGCCUGGGAAAAGCAAUGCUGCUUGUCAGACAGUACUGUCUUUGCCAGUGGAUUUUAAUUUAGAGAAAAUACUAGGUGAAUAUUUCAGGACUGAUGAAUUUGCAGAUCAGUCUCAGGAAAAUCUGAGCUCUUCAUCGCUCAGAAGAAAGCUGUUUCUAGAAGAAAAUGGAAGUGUAUCUGAGUGUUUGUCCCCUUCUCUACGCAGUCCAUGCAGUAGUCAGCCACUUGGAGUGCUUUGUUCAAUUGACAUAUCUCCAGUUCGGUGCAGAAGCCCUCUGGAAACAUCUAGCUCAGGUCAGUUUUCCUCAAGUCCUAUUCAGGGAGGAACAAGGACUUACAGUCUGGGAAGUAUAACCAGUCCCACGUUUCCAGAGGGGUCUCCUGCAGAAAAUGGUUCUACGUUUUCACCAAUUGCUUUUCACAUAAGAAAGACGCCAUUGUCAGACCAAAGAAAAUUUAAAUUCUGUUCUCCAGAUAUUCCUUCUUCCUCAAAUAGAAUGACACCUCCAAGUACAAGAACUCCUUAUAUAGAUGGUUGUUCUCCAAUUAAAAAUUGCUCUCCUAUGAGACUUGGGGCAUGUAGAGGAACUGCCCAGUAUCAGACUUCUGUCAUUAGGAUACCAAUUACUGUUGAAAAUCAUGAUGAGGCUGAGGAAGACAAGGAAAAUGCUUCUCCAGCAGAAACUGGCUUCCCAGAAAUGGUUAAUGGAAUAAACUUACGUCAGCAAGACAGUGAUACUUUUGCACGUGGUACACAUCUUGUCGUAGCAACUGUGUCUAUCACACCAGAUCGCUCAGAAGCUUGUUGUCAAAGGUUGUCAGCAUUUCGGGAUAUAGAAGGCUCAAAGGAAAAUAAUACAGUAGAUAUGGCUGAUGCUGCUGAAGCAUCAGAGGAAAAUGCUUGGAUAAAAGACACAGUUGGCAACAGCAAUGCACCCAUGACCAGCUUUAUGACAGGGAUUACUUUCAGUAUUGAAAACUCUCGCAUGUGCAUGUCACCCCUCGCAGAAAGCAGCACAAUUCCAUGUGACAACAGUAGUAUUCAGGUGGACAGUGGGUACAAUACACAGACUUGUGGAAGCAGCAUUAUGGAUACUGUGGGGACUGAAAACAGUUGCAGAGAAACUGAUGUGAAUACCAGCAUUCUUCAGAAUAAAUCUCAGCUUCUUAGGACAAAGGAGAGCUCCAUUUUAAACCACAAGGACAAUCAGUUGCUGAGAACAAGAUCUCCCCAGAAGCAAUCCUGUUUCCAAAAAGCAAAACCGGAUAGCACAGUAUUUGGUCAGAAUGCAACUUGCAGUACUUCUGCCUGGAAACAUAAAAAUGAAAACCCAGUUCAGGGAUUUCACAGAAAUGGUAUGUAGUUUUCUGAUGGAGAGCUUAAAUUUUGCUCUCAUUUUAUAUGUAUGACCUCAGUUACCUGGAUUAUAUGUAGGAUUUUGCUUUUUUAAAUUCAAAUGUAAUAAAUUCCUGGGAUAUAUUAAAAGAGUUCUUAAAUGAUGUGAGGUUUUCAGGUCUUAUUAACAAAUUUAUUGGUAUCGUUAACUGAUCCUUUUGAAAAGGCAGCUAGACUUGGUACAAAGAAACCACAGUGUUCUUCAGAAUGGUGUUCCUUCUGUGAUUCAGGUAGAUUCCAUGAGGAGCCUUGUUCUGGAAGUCACUGGACAGGAACAAACUGCUGGGGGUGUGAGGGGAGCAGGGCUGGGAGAUGAGGAGUGUCAGAGGGGUGUCUGUCAGCCCAAGGUAACAGAGAUGGAAGUUGAUUGUGACUUUGAGGAAAGAAUAAAACUAGUGUUCCAGAAAUGCGUCCCUGGAAUACGUAUAUGUUUUAUAAUAGGCUGCAAACUGUUGAAAAUGGGUGCUUUAAUUAAGUUUUCCCUGUGAACAGCUUCAUGAGAACUCCAUUUGAGUUACAGAAAUUAUGCACUUUUCAACAAUUUAAAAAAAAAAGGUUUAAUUACCUUAGCAACAAAAUAAGCUUUAUGUCAAAAGAAGCCUUUUGGCAAUUUUUUGAGCAGUUUUUUCUGUGGUUUGAUAGGAAAUUGCAACUCUGUUAGCUUUACCAUGUACUUAAGGAAAACAAACUGUUGGCUAAUUAAAAAUUACUAGUGUUGUUACUUCAGUAACUGUAUUAGUACCAACCUUGAAGUUGAUCACCCUGCUUCACCUGUGUCUCUUAACAAUGCUUGUGUCCAAAUUGAUACCCUGGUGCCCUCCUGAAGGAAUUCAAGAAGGUGUAUUUAGGUUAAUUGGUCUCUGUACAUCGUUAAGAGGAUGGCGCAGCCUUUCUUCUGUUAAAGCAAACCAUUACACUUAUACCUCCCUCUCUAGGAUUAAUUCCCAAUACUUUUAUGUUGCUUACGGAUAUUGCAAAAUAUUUAGAUAAGCAUUUAAAAGUAUCAUUAGCUUUGCUGCUUAUUGCAAAAAGUAUUAACAGAAACUCUUCAUACUUUCAAGAAAACCAUUGAUGAACAAAAGUAAUGGAAUGAGGAGGGUCUGGAAGCCCAGAACUCCCUUCACCUCAGCAAAUCGGAUUGAUUUAAAUUUGAUAUGAUUUGCUUUUAAAAGAACGUUCUGGAACUCAAAUGUUGAAUGGGAAAGAAAAAUAUCCAUGUGUUAAUUUUGUAGCCCUGGUGAUUAAGAGAGGAAAAAGAGAGGAGGGAAAUACUAAGACCUCAGUGCUCUGUUUAUGGAGCUCUAAAGUGAAAUUUGUUGAAUUGAUCAGAGAGACAAGUCUAUUCUAGUGCGUGCUCCAGGUGAAGGAGUCCUUCCCUUUUUUCAUAGCAAGGAUAUCCAAUCCCAGGAUACUGGAUGGAAGUUCUGCUUCCUAUUGUAUUCCACAACCCACAGAAAAGCUGGUAGCAAAGGGAUAAAGUGUGGCUGCUGCAUGGCUAUGGGUGUGCUAAGGCUGAAGCAGUUGGUCAGACCUAACUCUGAGGGCAAACUGACAUUUGUUAAAAAUUUUCCAAGGAGAGGUAUGAACAGAAUUGCAGAGCAUUAAAAAUAACCAUUCCGUUAGACCCGAGACCUGUGCCUAAGUGUUACAUGAACAGAACAGUUCCUGAAAUGUUUUCACUAAUAAUUCACCAGUGAAGCCUUUCUGAAAAAAAUACUUAAAAAGGUAAACUUGUACACCGUCAAUAAAGCAUCAUUUGGUUUUAGUGUUCACACUGCAAAAAUAAUUGAAGAAGUUCCUUUUGAUUUCUAACCAGCCAAACACAACAGCAGUAUUUUUACUUCCAUAGCAAUUUAAUCAAUAUUUCUGCAACACAUAUUGGAUUGACAGUAAUGGAACCUAAUAUCCUGAAUGACCCGAUCAAUAAUCUUGAAACAGUGCCCUGCUGAAAGCUUGAAAAUACACUGAAUUUUGGUAACUUUUAGGGAAUUAAUUUUGUUAAAGUAGACAAUGAACUUGGUUCUUUGGAAAAAUUAGUUGAUUCAAUGGUGCCUUCAAAAUAUUCCUGGCUUUAGCUCGUAAGGUUUGUAGAUCAAAAGCAAGACAACUUUGACCAAGAUUUAAAAGAUCUUCAUGACCCUGCAUCCUUUCUGUUUCUCAUAGUAAUUCUCUAACAAGAAUCAACUGAAAGAGGGUGAAGUCCAGAUUUCUGGACUGCACAAAGGAUUUAUUUUUGCAAGUGUGAUUACUAAAAGUGGUAGUAAUCUUAACACAAAGGAAGAGGAGAAGCAGGCUGGCCCAAACGAUAAUGUUUCUGAGCUGUUUGGUAUGAUACAUAUAAUUAAGAUUUGAUUUUAUUUUUUUAACUAAAAUUUUUGGGGUUUUAUAUGUUCAGUGAUCAGAGGCUUUUGAAGUAAUCACAAAUAAAGCAAUCACAAACAUUAAAUUGAACCCUAUCUAAGUAUUUUCUUAAAGGAAAGGGAAAAUUAACAGUACAAAUGGGUAAAUGUGAGAGGUAAUUAAGGAUCCCCUGCAAAUAAACUGCCUGUUUUGUCAUCCUCAAUUAGAUGAGAAAAACUUAUUUUAUGAAAAUAAUGCAUAUUUUUUUAUGUCUGUAUAAUUGUUGCCAUUUCUUGUGGACACCAUUUGAGUAUUGUUUCUGUAAUUGCACAUAACGCAUUGGUUGACACAUGUUGCACAAACUAGUCAUCGUUUACAUUCAAUUUCUGCAGUUUUUAACAGGAGUCCUUUAAUGUGUAAACUGAGCGGUGAAACAGAAUAAAGACAUCUCUUUCAUACCUGG